UACAGCACAGGGGCAGCAGGGUACAGCACAGAGGAGCAAAGCACAGCACAGGGGAGCAGGGCACUGAACAGAUCCCCCUAGAGACACCUUACAGCACCUUGUAGAGUCUAUGCCACGUUAUGUGAAGGCUGUGAUCAGAACUAACAGCAGCCGAGCCCCACAUGAGAUACACAUAACACUUUCAGACAGAGGUAGUUUCACAAUGACGCACGACUCGCAGGCUGAAAGUGGAGACUGUACCUCGAAAGAUGCAUCUGUGCUGGCAAAAGUGAGACAGUUAAAAACAAAGGUUUCAUAUUGAUUCAGCACUAAGAAUACCCCUUUAGGACAGGAGAUGAGCUUUUACUGCCAGCUGGAACAGUUGGGAUUUUGCCUUUCAUGUCAGAUCCUUUGCCCGUUCAUUUUCCUGCACUAAGUUGCACUUGUUUUAUUUCAGCAUGUUUCAGGGGUAACUUUUAUGAGAGUUAGCAUCAUAGAGAUCAGCAGCAAUGGAUUAUAUGGUUUACAGAUUAGUUUCUAGCUGGAGGGGUGAAGAAGGGUUUGAAUAAUACACUACAAAAAUAAAAUGCACUUCUCAUGCCACUGAGUUUUUCAAUUCCUUUUCUUAUUUUAGGAGCCCCUACCCCCCCCGAACCAACCGACUCUCCCUCCGGUACAGGUCUCUUGCCGAUGCCCUCCCUCACAGUCCGAGGUGCGACGGGGGUGCUGGUGAGAGGGGCCAGCGUGUCUCUGGAGUGCAUGGCCCCUGCUUCCUUCCCGGGUGUUCAUUUCCAGCUGUACCACGGUGACUCUGCCAGCCCUGUGUCCUCUAGCCAAGCCCUGGCGACGCAGCACAGAGCCAGCUUCCCUCUGCCCAGCCUGGAGCCCUCGGACGCAGGCGAAUACCGCUGCCAGUAUCGCCUGCAGAUGAGCCAGCGCUGGAGGGAGUCGGAGCGCAGCCCGCCAGUGCAGCUCAUCCUCAAGGGUGCCACCUCUCCUGCUACCACCCCUCCCUCCCUCUCAGGUCCAAACUGGCCUCUGCUCGCUGGUUCCUUUUCCACAGCUGUCCUGUUUGCUGCGUUCCUGGCUGUCCUGGGCUUUGUGGUGUACCAGAGAGUAAAGUCUGCGAGGAAUAAAAAGCGGAGGGAUGACGCUCCCUACUGGAAUCAUUUCCACAAUGCUCGCGAUAUCCUCGAACUGUCUUUUAGCGAUCCCCGUCUAGAUCUGCAGGACGGGCGGCGGGGCUUGGGGGCAGACCUGCCUUUAAACACGCCGCCGGAGCCGGCUACCCAGGCCAGGAGAACAAGCAGCAGCCUUUCAGCGCCCGGAACACCGGUGCUCUCGACGUUUAAAAACCUACCCUUCUAAAAACAAACUAAUACAUGAACUGCGGCAUGGACUGCCAGUCACCUCGGAAACACAAGCAGGGUUACCGCAUGACCCCAUCCAGGUGCACUGGGACCGUCUGGGGCCGUUCAGGCUUUUCCACUCGCACCGCAGUGCAUUCUGGUAAGUGUAGUCCUGCUGCGGAAAGUGCCGAACUCCAAACUGUCGUCAGCGGAUCAGGUGGUUCUAGGGAAGGGGUCUCCACACCUGGUCCUGGGAGCCCUUCUCCAGCAGGGUUUAAAUGUGUCUUCACAGCAUCAGUGGAUAAAGAUCCGGAACACCUGUUCAUCUCGACUAAUGAAGCCAAUAACUGACUCAAUUAAGUAACUGAGAAAUUGGUUGAAACAAAAACCAGCAGCCACAGUAGCUCUCCAGGACCAGGGCUGGAGACCC
Polyodon spathula (Mississippi paddlefish) is the source of this 1758-nucleotide messenger RNA. RefSeq names its product protein HIDE1-like. The transcript has 8 exons. The record is from RefSeq and is a predicted model, not a curated record. Lineage: Eukaryota; Metazoa; Chordata; Actinopteri; Acipenseriformes; Polyodontidae. The coding region runs from base 577 to 1347 and encodes 256 amino acids.